Molecule: messenger RNA, 2264 nt
Organism: Anopheles nili
Lineage: Eukaryota; Metazoa; Arthropoda; Insecta; Diptera; Culicidae
Gene: Paip2
Product: polyadenylate-binding protein-interacting protein 2B
Exons: 3
Coding region: 170-733 (187 amino acids)
Biological process (GO): negative regulation of translational initiation
Cellular component (GO): cytoplasm
Molecular function (GO): mRNA regulatory element binding translation repressor activity
Source: RefSeq, a predicted model, not a curated record
AAUUUAGUGCAUGAAUGAAAAUUGUUACAAUUCCCACGUUGGGUAAUCUUUCAGAUUAGUAAAAAUUCUAAGUAGCACUGAAUUGCGACGUUGCGAAUUGGAUUUGUAAGGGGUUUUACCUUGAGAGUAAAUUCUAUAAUACACCAUUGCACACAAAGCCACAGAGCAAAUGAAAAUGAAGAUGCCGGACAAUAACAUCGGAGGAAGCAGCUCGAACAGCUAUACCCAUGUCACCAUUACCACAGGAAACGUUUUCACCCACGGUGGCGGAGGUGACGGCGAUGGAGGAGGCAACGCUGCACCCGCCGUAUUUAGCGAUCCCUAUGAUUCUGAAGCGGACAGCGUGAGUACUCCGCCAAACGAAGGGAAUUCUGCCGCUACUGAUGAUUUUGCGGAGUACAUGUGGAUGGAAAACGAAGACGAGUUCGAUAUGCAAGAGCUGCAACGACUUGAGGAGGAAGAGCUAAUGGAUCAAUGCAUUGAGGCAAUGAUGCUGGACGAAAUGGCCUCUGCAGAUAGGAUGGCUUCGGCGGCACUCGUCGGAAAUGUACCAAGAGAAAGUGGUCUCAUGAACAUUCUGUCCAGCCUACAACACGACAAAGAUCAACCACAGCAGCAAUCGCAAUUGAUUCGCCAGCCCAGGAACGUAAAUGUUGAAAAAUCAACACUAAAUCCUUUGGCGGCCGAAUUUGUGCCAUCAUUGCGGGCCCUGGUUGCACCAACGUCUUAUUGAAAUGUCACGUAAAAACAUCUUAAAGGUAAUGCAAAUACUCAAUAAGAGGAAAAAAAGUGGAAAAUGGGCGAUAUUUUAUUGAUUGCCUUUCUCUUUGUGCGAUGCGAUGAACAGCUUGUACGGGUGUUAACACCUUACUAAAAAUCUCACCGACCUUCAGCUGCAAUGGAAACACGAUUACAAUUUGAGUUUACUUUUCAAUGAAAAGUAAGCAUUUAGUCAUAUUGUCCCCGAUUAAAAUAUUCGCAUGUCGUGCUAUCUGAGCUGGAUACAUUUUUUGUAUGUGCGGUCGUGCUGCCUUUGUACUUACUGAAAAAAGUACGAUCUCUGGCUUUGGGCUGCCGAAACGUAUGCAUGCAGUCACAUGUGCAUCAUUUUUAAACGAACAUUUUCUCUCCGCUCGCUACCGUCACACAACGAUAAUGAUGGAUCUGCCGAGUGGAUGCAAUAGCUCCAUUGCGGCAACGAAUUUAAACACGUUUUUAGAAGCAAGACCGAGAUGCACAGUUUUUCCUAUGCUAUGGUGGCGGCAUUGAUUUUUAAUGCAUAGAUUUACGGUGCAAUGCCAUGAUAAAAAAUGAAUCUAAGUGAUAAUUCAUUCAUGCAGUAAAGAGAAAGUUAAACGAUGUGCUUAAUUCUUAUCCUCUUCGUACACCGUGAAUGUCUGACAUUCGCGGUGAAACUUGAGUAGUGCAAGUUCCUUUUAUGUUUCAGCUAUUUUUUUUCAUUAACAUACAUUUGUUCCCUUUACAUUUAACAUUAUGCAAUGUCGAAAACUGAACUCUCAGUCUUAUGACCAUUUCAUUAUAGAUCGUUGUUAGUGACUAGCAGUAAGCAGGCGGAUAAAAUUUCCCUAAAGUAACAAACAAAAAAAAGUAUAAAAGUAAAAGAAAAGUCUGCUGUACGUUUAGUAUUAUAAUUGUUCGUGGUAAAUGAGGGCAACACACACACGCCGAUGUAUUGGAGCGAGUUUUAUUGAAUUGCCACUGGAAUAGAACAUUACUUUCGUUACAAGAAAGGAUGAUGUGUCCACUGUGAUACGUUUAUCGUUGAUUCAUAUCCAACAUUGGAUUAAGCCAGAGCAUAAAUUUGUAGUUUUCUUUCGCGCCAGAAUGCGCCGAAUUACGAGUCCAUUGCAAGCGAUGUCUUAUGUAGAAUUCAAAGGAUACAACAUAACCGGUUAGCACAGUGUGGCGUGGAGUUAAAGUUUCAGCUUGCAUUUACAAUGGGGUCUCUUAUAAUAUGUUGUAUGUAUUCGGUACGAGAAACCGGUGAUGUUUCAUCUUCAGAAACAUUUGUUUACCGUGUAGCCUGGAUACACACCAAUAAAUAGCAACAUGACACAACAAUUAGUUGUAGUGCUGCAACAGCGGAACGAAAAAAAUAUGAUAAAUCAAGCGCAAACAAAUAAUUCAAGUUUUAAGUGUAACAAAAUCCUAAUUGUGUGAUAGAUUAGAGAAAAAAAAAGUCAAAACUAUGCAAAAACUAAAUAAAAUUGACUGAACUUGAGUCUUUGAACAAAUUAGCUUGG